Messenger RNA from Erythranthe guttata (spotted monkey flower), 1549 nucleotides. RefSeq names its product breaking of asymmetry in the stomatal lineage (gene BASL). NCBI's taxonomy places the organism in Eukaryota, Viridiplantae, Streptophyta, Magnoliopsida, Lamiales, Phrymaceae. Gene Ontology annotation, biological process: regulation of asymmetric cell division. The record is from RefSeq and is a predicted model, not a curated record.
CAAAAAAAUUGAUUUACAUAAUUCAAAAUUUAAUUUUCGCUAGUAGAUAACAAGAUGUAUUGGAUAUAACAAUUUAAACUAUGACAAGGUAGACUGAAUUGGAUUUUCUACCAUAUAUUAUUUAAAAAAAAUAUGCAUUGAGUGAAUUUUGAAUAAUUAAAUUGUUGAUUAUAGUAAAUAAUUAGUAAGAUAAGUAAAUGAGCAACGUUCAUAAAAAAAGAGUCUGAUUCCUUAUAAAUCUCCACGUUUUAUUCCCAUUCCAUUUAUGCUUCACAAAUCACAAAUAAUAACUGCUAUACCUUGUAACUCCCGUGUGUUUUAAUGCCUUAAUAUUUCCUCUCUUUCAAAUUUCAAUUUUUCUCUAUUCCCUCUCUCUCCUCUCUCCCACUCUCUCUCUCUAGAAAAACACACAAAAACUAGAUACAGUACAGAAACAACUGCCGACUAAUUAAAGAAAAGAUGAGCUCAGCCUGCACAGUACCGAGGCUUGUCCGAUGCAGAGUAAGAGACUUAGCAUCGUGUUUCUUCGCUUGCCGCUUACCUUUAGAGGAAGAACCGGAGACGUCGCGCAGUAAAGGGUCGACAAAAGGAAGGAUACUUGACGAGUCUAUAGGCCGUCACAAGAAGAAGAGUACUAUUCGAGACGAGAUUUCCAUUGUUGCCAACAAAAGUUGCAAAGAAGAAGAAAAUGAUGAUGUAAUUAUUAGAGGAGAAUCAAUACUUCAAAGUUCGUCGCAAAACGAUACUGCGAUUAAAUCGGAAGAUGGAUCGACGGCCGAGCCACGAUUUGCGGAGGAAGACUACAUUGUAUUCUGCUUCAGAGAUGAUGGAGAAAUCCACAUGGUAAAUGAAGCUCAUGCCGCCACGUCAUCGUCGUCAUCGCCACUUGAUAAUGACGAUGAUAAUCAACAUGCAAACACAACGACCGCUGCAUCUAAUUCCUUGAGGACUAUCAUGAUUACGAAGGGUGAGUGGCCACCUAAUGAAGACGAAGAUGAAGAUGAAAAUGAAGAAAUAAAAGAGAUGAAGAAGAAAAAGAAUAGUAGUAAUGUUGAUGAAGAGCAGCCAAAUGGAAGCAAAAUGGAGUCUUUUGAGUCUUGUGAUUCUAAUCUAUCUGAUACAAGCACUACCUCUUUUGCAUUCCCAGUAUUGGGUAUUGAAUGGAUAGGCAGCCCCGUUCACAUGCCCAGAUCGGAAAAGCACGACGGCCCCCAAAGUGUGCGCCUUCACUGUUGUCGAUUCUAAUUAUAUUAUAUUGUUACUUUCUAUAUUCUCAUAUAUAUGUAGAUACGACCGAGAGAGCUUCAAUUAAAGCUCGUGUGACUUUCUUUUUACAACCCAGAUAUCCAGAUGUUGUUUGAUUGAUUGUUCUUCUCCGUUCGUAUAUGGUGGGAAAAUUAAGGAGCACGCAGUCGUAAUUUAUACAAGCCUAAUUAAAGCGGACAUUCGAUCGAUAGGGGAAGAUGUGUAGAGGAAGUGUUUAUGAGAUUGCUUUAUUUUUCUAGUUUAGGAUUAUGCGAUUCACAUACAAUCCAAAAACCAUUUUGAU